Betta splendens (Siamese fighting fish) is the source of this 9402-nucleotide messenger RNA. Its product is annotated as zinc finger E-box-binding homeobox 1-like. Gene Ontology annotation, molecular function: RNA polymerase II cis-regulatory region sequence-specific DNA binding; DNA-binding transcription factor activity, RNA polymerase II-specific. Bases 3744 to 7094 code for a protein of 1116 amino acids. Lineage: Eukaryota; Metazoa; Chordata; Actinopteri; Anabantiformes; Osphronemidae. Gene Ontology annotation, biological process: regulation of transcription by RNA polymerase II; anatomical structure development. The record is from RefSeq and is a predicted model, not a curated record. The transcript is spliced from 9 exons.
UACGGUUUCUGAUGAAAUCACACACUCUCCCAUUACUAUUUUUUUUUAAAUGAGCUGAAUGUGACCUCCAGCCUCAUAAUGAGGCAAAUGAUUCCGUAGAAAUGAAACAUACAUUGUCUUGGAAGGUGAACUGGUGAACCUUGGACGACUUCCAUCGCAGGCGUCUGGAUCAUUAUGAAACCAAAUUCCUUAUUAGCUGUAAAUAAUUUUUUCAAUAACAGGAUUCGUUAUUUUGCUGGUAAUAUUGCAGAGGUUAUGCGACUGCCCUUUAAUUUGUUAUAACAACAAUCCACAGGUCAGCAUUGUUACAUUUGAGAAGACAAAGCUUCUCAUUAUUGGUUUGAAAUGACCUAAUAAUGGAAUUAGUUUUCAUUUCCUCCAUGUAUUCAUAGCCAAACCUGUGGCAUUUUGCACUUUAUGGGGCCACAUCUCCUGAUUUGAUUGUUCUACUGGUUAAUUGGUUUAUAACCAUGGGAUGAAUGACUGUCUAAGGCCAUAAUGAGGCAAAAUAUACAGAGAUUUGUGUAACUGUUACGCUAUUGUCGCACUGGCAGACUCUCAGCAUUGUGCUCAUGGUUAAUAACAAUUUAGCACCGUUAAUGACAUGUGCUACGAGCACUUGACAUCUCACCACUCCCUCUGAACAACAGUGUUGAAUUUGGCAGGACAGAUGCACAAACGCGCUUUAUGUGAAGCAGAGCCCUUAACAAAAUCAUUAGUGGAUUUCAGGAAACAGAUUGGAUAAUGUGCUCUCCUUUCUGGUUAGUAGAGCUGUAGGGUUGAAACUAAGUCCACUCAGUCCAGGUAAGAUAAACGUUGUCUUUACUGUGUUUUAUUUUCUACGGUUUAAGAUAGAAACACUGAGUUUUACCAACAGCUCUAAUGUUAUUUCUUUGUAAUAUGUCGUUUGAAGUCGGUCCCUGUAGUUGUGAGAAGUCCGAGGCAGGGUUCGGAAGCUGGUCUGAGACUCAUCUUCGGACGCUUGGCUGUAAACGGCAGGUGAUGUUCCUCCACGUGUGCUGCCGCCGCUCUGGCCGCUGUUUUCAUCCAGUGUCUUCAUUCUGGCUUUAAUGAGCUCAGUGUUUGUGUGCGCACACUCAGCUAGGCUGCAAUCUAGCACUGCAAUUUAGGGACGACAGGAAUGUAGUGUGGUGGUAACAUACCUUGUCAGGAUAAACACAGCGGCCUACUCCCAGACUUGGACGGCUCACAAGGAUCUGAGGCUCGGCCUUCACCGGUGUCUGAGGGUUUUAUCUGGCACUGAGGAGGCUUGUUUCUGUUUGGGAUGUCUCUUUGGCUUCUACUAGUUUCACAACAUCACCCAGGUCUCUUCUUAGUCACACAAGUCGCACAAAUUACUGCAGAUGCACUGGUAUCACUUACGGCGAUGGUGGUGCAGUAAACGAUGCUCUGCACGAGUUUGUUCAUUGACUGCAAUUUUAUUUCAGGUUAGUCUGUUAUAAAAAAACAUUUGAGGAUAUUAAAGUGCUUUGAAUAAGUGGAAAGGACGACUCUGUCUUUGGUAAGAGGCUCUUUGAUCAGCUGCUGUUUGAUGCCUAGAUGAGUGGCGUCCUUUCUCUCUGCGCAUUGAAGGCUCCUCUGUGUAUCUUGAGUUAUAUUGUAAUCACUGCUUUAAUAUCUGUGAUCUUUUAAUUGAGCUUAUAUCUCUCUGUCACCCCAGCUGACCUUUUCUGCGUGUGGAUCACGAGGUUAAUAAACCCAAUAUGCCUCAUACAGUCAGCAUCUCUUCAAAGAUGAUAAACAUUAAAGCUUUGGUAUGUUUUAUUUUGUAUUCAAGUAUGAAUGAGGCAUUUUUGAGGUCACCAUGAGGUCUUCCAGUCGCAGCUGCUCUCCAGAGCAGAGGAGUCACGUGAAUGCCUCCCUUCUAAGGCUAUACUGAGCACUGGUUUGCAGCUGACAUGGUAUUAAAUCAUAGCUGUUAUAAGAUACAAUCACAAUUAGUCGAUUCAGUUGCUCAGACGCUUAUGUUACACUGUAUAAACCAGGUGAUAUUUAAUUUUAGCCUUACGUUUUAGAUUUGUGCUCAUUUGUUGCUGUUUCUAUGUAAACAUUCAUACACGCCUCUGUUGUUGUGCGUUGGUGCAUCAGCUGUGGGAAAUAGUCCAGAGUGCUGUUAGACGUGGUCGUGGUCAACAGUAGCUGUUAAUUGAUCUACGACCAACGGUCAUUUACGUCACUCUCUCCUCGCUCUGAAGAGCCUGGGGCUGCGUGUCUCUGUGUGUGUGCACGUGUUUCCUUUGCACAAAUGGGUCUGUGGAAUGACAAAGCACUACAGGACGUCUUUAGCGAGUCAGCAGUGGCCCCUCCCAUCACCUUUUAUGGUUGGAGGGGGAGGUGCGGCAAGGCUACUCAUGCUGCUGCUGUGACUAAUUGAGAGGUGUGUGUGUGUGUAUGUGUGUGUGUGUGUGUGUGUGUGUGUGUUUGUGCGUGUGUGCGUGUGUGUGUGUGGGUGACCCAGAGAGGGAGCGUGUGCUCUGCACUUACCUUGUUCACACUGGUGUAUAAAAUAAGAUUUAAUCCCUUUUUAAAACUGAUCAUCCUUCACUAUCAUCAACUAUCAUCAAUGGGUAUUAGCACAUCACACUCACUACAUUACUCAAGAUUCUGUGAUCUAUUUUGUAAUUGUGACCUGAAUAAUAGUUUGUUUUGGGGUUUAUCUGAAUCUUGUGUUUAUGGACAUUUGGAUGUGCAGGUGACGUGUGUGCGUGCGUGCGUGUGUGUGUGUGUGUGUGUGUGUGUGUGUGUGUGUGUGUGUGUGUGUGUGUGUGUGUGUGUGUAUUAGCAUGACGUUGGAAAGUGUCACUUUCCUCCAGGCUUUACAUAACAUCACAGACCCGCUUGUUUGGAUUUACAUGCAUUAAAGUGGUGCCUGUGAGGGAAAGUCAGCGGUUCCUGCUGCUGUUGUUGUUCUUCAAUUAGAUGUUGGCUGAUAAAGGCACCUUGACAAUUUAUGCAUGGAAAGAAAUGGCAGAUGACUCCAUUCAGUCGAACAGCUCAAUGCAACAAGGUUAAACAGGUUGAAUCAACAGACACCACAAUAUUCACUUGACUGCAGUGUUUCAGCUUUUAAAUAGUGAGCCCAACUUAAAAAAGAAUGUAGGCCACGCUAAUUAGUUAAUACUUAAUUAGUAUGAAAUGCAGCAAAACAGACAGCCUUUUUGGAUAGAAAUAGUGUGUGUUACAGUUUUGAACCCAAAUACUUUCUUUUUGGAGAAAUACACCGUAUACACAUAUCCCAGAGUGAAGAGAUGCUGUGAAACAACAUUUUUAGCAAGCUUCCCCCGAGAGGCUGCUCAGGAUGCUGGAAACAUUAGAACAAAACAGGCAGAGGAACAAUGUUAAGAAAGAGCCUUGAUGAUUUUGUAAAUCCUCCAUCUAUGAUGUUUUUACCUUAAAUAAGUCAAUUAUAGCCAAGCUAAAUCCCGCUCUGAACCUAACACGCUGUUUAAAAUCAAUGUCAUGUAAGACCACGUUUGCUCACUACCACCUACGCUGCAAACAAAGCCAAAUGUGGAAGCAGAAGUGAAAUUCACCUCCAGCGCCACCAGUGCAUGAAGUCUCAGAGGAACUGCCAAACCUGUAUCAGCGCCUUGUUUUCUUAAAGGCUCCCCCAGCAGCAAGCAGCUAAAACCUUAAUCUCCCAGCCAAGUGAGCGCUAUGAAAGACUGCCUGUGGAGAAGGAACCCAGUGUUUUCUGCUGCUCCUGACCAUCAUCCAACUCCAUGACAAACUUCAACAAUGGCUUGGAGGCCAGUUCAGACUCAGACGACGAGGACAAGCUACACAUUGUGGAGGAAGACAGCCUGCAGGAGCCUGAGGUCGCCAACGGCGACGGGACCACGCCUCAGGACAGCCAUGACGCCGCCACAGUAUUACCCCAUAAUGGAUCCUGGAACGGAGUGAAGGACGAAUGUGCAUCAGAAGAGGAGGAGGAGGCUGUGAAGGAUGCUCUAGUGGAGGAGAUUCUCCAGCAGGGAGACACAGCCAUCAUCUACCCUGAAGCCCCUGAAGACGAGCAGAGCCCAGCUGAGACAGGAGGCGCUGAUGAAAACGGCACACCAGAUUCCUUCUCCCAGCUGCACACCUGCCCGUACUGCUCCCGGGGCUACAAACGCAAUGCCUCGCUGAAGGAGCACAUCAAGUACCGCCACGAGACCAGCGAUGACAACUACAGCUGCUCGCACUGCAGCUACACCUUCACCUACCGCUCGCAGCUGGAGAGGCACAUGAGCCACCACAGGGGUCCCAGGGAGCAGCGCCACGUUUCCCAGUCGACAGUCGGAUCAGGAGGAUCAGGUGGACCUCGCAAAUUCAAGUGUACCGAAUGUUCCAAAGCCUUCAAAUACAAGCACCAUCUGAAGGAGCACCUGCGCAUUCACAGUGGUGAGAAACCAUAUGAAUGUUCGAACUGCAAAAAGCGCUUUUCCCAUUCAGGCUCCUACAGCUCCCACAUUAGUAGUAAAAAGUGUGUGGGCGCGCCGCCCCCCAACGGCGUCACCCGGACGCCGAUCAAGUCCCCGCCUCCCAGCGGCCAGACCACGCCCGUCGUAAUCGCCCCGGCCCGUACGGCUCUCAAAGAGAAGGCUGAAAGCAAACCCCUUCAGGAGCUGCUCCCUGUCACCCAAAUCAAAUCAGAGCCCGUGGAGCUCGAGUGCAAACCCGUGAUGGCCGCCCCGGCGGCUCCAGCCGGUUCCAACGGAGUCGUGAACGGAGGGAACGCCCAGCCAGCCGUGGUGCCCGCGGCGCCGCUGCCUCAGGGCGUGGCUAUGGUCGUCCCCACCGUGGGCCUGAUGUCGCCCAUCAGCAUCAACCUGAAUGACCUGCAAAAUGUGCUGAAGGUGGCCAUGGACGGGAACGUGCUCAGGCAGGUGCUGGGCACGGCCAACGGGGUGGUGGCGCAGGGGAAGCAGGGAAUCGUGGUCCAGCAGCCGCAGCAGCAGAUCAUCAGCCUGCCGGCGUUUGUGGAUCACGACGGCACCACCAAAAUCAUCAUCAACUACAGCAUUGGCCCUGCAGCCGCCACCGCUGCCACCACCCAGCCCGCGCCACUGGUUGUCAAAAGCAGUCCCCUGUGUGCCGUCACCCCCGCCGCUGCAGCCCCUACUCCCACCAGAACAGACAAAGCCCCAACCCCAGAGGUGACCGACCUCACCAUCAUCAAGACAGAACCAGAAUCAGUGCCCGUCACGGAGGAUGACGCGCCAGAAGCCGCGCAGUCAGAUACGGAAUCUGUUAAGACUUCAGACGCUGAAGCAGCUCAGAUGCCAAAAGCCAUCAGCACCAGUACAUGUUUACUUUGUGACGACUGUCCCGACAACCUGGAGGCGUUGCACCUCCUCCAGCACCGCAAAGCAGCCAACGGAGAGGCCGUGGACUCUGCCGCCCUGGACCCCUCCUUCGCUGCUUUGCUGAGCGAGGCUGGGGUGACGCUGGAGGAGCCGCCGGUGGACGACCUGCUCUCGCUCCUCAAGACCUACUUUGCCUCCAAUGCCAAUCCCAGCGAGGAAGAGCUCGCAAAGAUCUCAGAGACGGUCAGUAUUCCUGUGGAAGUCGUCCGAAAGUGGUUUGCCAAGAUGAACUCUGGGAAAAAUAUGGGCAGGCACCGCGGCGACAGCACAGCGGUUUCCAAAAAGACUGACACCAUUUCCAUUUUAGAAGUAGCUUUGAAUUCAGACAGAGAGGAGGAGGAAGAAGUGACUGAAGACACCUCCAACAAAGCCUUGUCAGAAUCUGGAAGCGAUUCACCAUCAGAGUCCACCUCACUGGGCAUCAGCACGGACGACCUUGUCAUUGUGAAAAGCGAGCCAGAAGACCCCGAGGCCCCAGACUCCCAGGCAGAGCCUCUGGACCUCUCCCUCCCCAAACACAUGGCAGCAGCGUCAGAAAGCGACGCGCCUCCGCCUCCCGCCAAGCAGCAGGAGCAUCCUCUGAAUCUGACCUGUCUGAGGAAGGAGCAGCUGCAGGGGAGGACCAUCUACGUCACGGCGCCUCAGAGCGGGCGGCCGGUCAACAUCGUCGCCGCCACGCAGCUGCCGACGCUAGUGGCCAUCGCCGGUCAGGGCGCGGUCGGCUGCCUCAGCGCCAUCAACACCACCACCAAGCGCACCAUCCUCAUCCCCCAGCUCACCUACACCUACGCCACUACAGCCGGCAGCGCCACCGGGGCAAAGACCGUGGUGCUCAACGGCCACAAGCCAGAGAAACGUCCGGAAAGCAGCUCUGACGCCGUGUCCCCGGCGGAGGAACAGAACGACUCAGAUUCAGCCGCGCUGAUAAAGAAGCGGCGGAUGGAGAACGGCGUCUACCCCUGUGAUCUUUGCUCUAAAGUCUUCCAGAAAGGCAGCUCUCUGCUCAGGCACAAAUACGAACACACAGGAAAGCGGCCCCAUGAGUGCAACGUGUGCAAGAAGGCCUUCAAACACAAACACCACCUGAUCGAACACUCGAGGCUGCACUCUGGGGAGAAACCCUACCAGUGUGAUAAGUGCGGGAAGCGCUUCUCUCACUCCGGCUCAUACUCGCAGCACAUGAACCACCGCUACUCCUACUGCAAGAAAGACGGCUCAAACGCCGGCUCCAGUCCAGGCUCCGGGCCUCGCAGGGUUCAGUCGGAGCUCGGCAGCUCUGGGACUGGACCCCUGUCAGACAGCCGCACCACCACUCCCCCCUCCCAACUGGACUCUGAUGAGAGGGACAGUGAGGAGGAGGAGGAUGACGACGAGGCUAUUUGUAUGGACGACAUCCGCGUUGUGCAGGUCGACGAUGGCGAGUGCGAAAUCUACGAGGGCAACUUUGAUGAUGAUGACGAGGACGAAGAGGAGAUGGGAGAGGCAGAAAUGGAGGGAGAGGAAGAGGUGGAGAGAGAAAACAUGGACAACGAGGUUGUGUGCGAUGUCGUGGAGAUUGAGGUGGGGGAUGAUCACAUGGAGGCCGAGGAGAUGGAAGAAAGACCCGAAGGAAAGGAGGAAGCAGCAGGUGUGGAAACAGAGGAAACGGCAGACUGUGAAGCGAAUACAGACAAAAGUAUUGACAGCACCGAACCCACAGAGGAAGUGGUGACAAACACCAAAUAGAAAGGAAAGAGAAGCUCUUCAGGACAAAUCAGACGUGAGAUAAUUAGGACAAAACUGCAUCUUGCCAUCAAAAGAAAGUCACGGCGGUUGCCUGAUUUUAACGGUCCACUACUGUGUACAAAAUCCAGGUGUGCCUGAACUUGAAAAAAUGAAAAACAAACCAGACUUUUUCUCGUGGAAAUUAAAUAUCAGUGUUAAAUUUGUUUAUAGAAGUACAGAUUUUAAAGGAAAACUCAUCCAUCAACAUGUUAGACUCGUUAUUGAGACAUCCCAGGUCGUUUUGUUUUUAUUUUGUCAGUGUUACUAAUAUUGUUCUUGUUUGACACAUUUUAACUUGUAAAAAUGAGAAAGAUUUCUAUACCUUUUUAUUGCCAAUGAAUUUUCCUAAAUCAGUAUUUUGUUGAGUUAUACGAACAAAAACCUCUGCACUACAGUAUUCCUGGUUUACCUAUGGAUACAUGCCUCAUGCAUCGUAUGCCCUUCAGUGUUAUAUACGUACACUAGCUAGCAAGAUGUUUUUGUGUUAGUGUUUGUCUCUGCUAGCUGGCUUUACUCUUGUUUUCAGUUUGACUGUUAGCCUUAAGGAAAACAAAGUAUUCUUGGGGGGGCGUGGGUGGGAUGGGGAGUCGGGGAUGGGAGCGUGGCUUCUGUUUGCCAUAACCAAAUUUGUCCUAUCAGGGAACGUAGAGUCACAACCUCAAAGCCAGCAUCAGGCGCCUGUGUUGUGCAACCCGGCGCUGAGCUGCGGUUGCAAAACGCACGCGCCCAUUCCUACUAAGCUUUUCCUCGUUUUGACUUUAGUUCUCAGUCAGUGUUUCAGUGUUACUAGCUUAUAUAUGAAGUCAUACUGUAUGUGAAGGAACGGGGCCGUUUCCGGCUCCACCCCAAUGCCUCCAGCCUUAUGCAAGACCUGUGUGCUGUUAAAAGUGCCAUUGAACAGUAUUAUUAUUUCUUCUUUACACAUGUAGCCAGUAUUACGUCCCUCUGUUACUUACGCAAGACCCGUGUUGACUAAUGUUUGUUUAGCUGCACAGGGCAGCAGCAUAUUGUCAGAGGUUUUUUAAGGAAGCUCCUGGAACAUUACUGCUAUGUUUGAACACGUGGAAGUAAAACGUGCAGAUAUUUAAAAUGAUAAACACAAAUUGGAAUAAAACUACACAAUUAUAGGUAUUUUGGGGUGAAAACAGCAAAACCUGAUUGACUAAACAAUUAUUGUAAGAACUAUAGUACAUGUUGGUGAAUAAUGUACAUUUUAUUGACAAAAAAGCUUAUUAUUCCAGUGCAGAUUUUUAAGGUGAAUUUGACUACAUAUAAAUAAAUGCCUCGUAAACUUCCUCAAUAGUAAAACAAUAAAAUGCUUUUUACAUAAAUGUAAGAAACUAAUGUUUGCUAAUGCAGAGUUAAAUCUCUAAAAGCUAAAACACGCAUGAGCCAUAAAGGUCAGUCAGUCAAAACGCAGACUGAGGCAUUUUUUUCAACAAAUGUCAGACUUAUGCACUUGUUUUCCGACAGUUAGAACUUGUGUUGGGCUGUCGCGCACUUCAGUUAACAAACAUUAGCAAAUGUGGUCCAGUUGGUUUCAGUUGUUUUUACCAAACAGUGUUCUGUUAGUCUGUUCUUCUUCUAUUAUUUUUGUUCUGUGUUCUUCUUUUCAAACAAUGGCAGUAUUAGAUCCCUUUUCACAGAUGAAAAAAAGUACCUGUUUAGUUUUAGAAGACUUUUUUAUAUUUAUGUGUCUUAUUUUUAUAUUUUCUUUUAUGGUUAUUUAUUACACAUUGUAGUGUACAUUAAUGUAGUUUGAAUUGAUACAAUAAUAUAUUUUAGUAUGAAAAAUAAUCUCAAGACAAACAAAAAAAAAUCCUAAAAUGUGGUUCUGGGAGAUGAAGUUUGUUUUAACAAAGAAAAAAAAAACUAAAAAGAUAAACCAUGUAUUCUGUAAACAUGACUUCUGUUUUAAGCUAAAAAAGACAGGAAUGAAUUGAGAACUAGAAACUGUUACAUGUGCAUCCGCUCUAUACGUUGUAAUGAAGCUACUGAAUUCUAAACUCUGUGAUUUUAAAAGCAUGAAGCGUCGCCGUUUUGAUGAAGGAUCCUUGUGAAGACGUUGCUCCUCCCUUUUUAUUUCGAAGCCAAAUUUAGAUCGUCCCAUGUCCUGUUUUCUGUUCUGUGCCAACCAUUGUACUGUCGAAGGCUGCGUAUUGUUUGUCCUCUACACACCCUUUGUAAAUCCACUGUCUUUUUGUAUUGUUUUCAUUUUAGUUUGCCUCCAUUUUUAUGACUCCCCAUCACAAUAAAAUAUAAAACAGCA